This is a messenger RNA of Halichondria panicea, 5342 nucleotides long. RefSeq lists its product as uncharacterized. Bases 40 to 4230 code for a protein of 1396 amino acids. Lineage: Eukaryota; Metazoa; Porifera; Demospongiae; Suberitida; Halichondriidae. The record is from RefSeq and is a predicted model, not a curated record. The transcript has 19 exons. Gene Ontology annotation, molecular function: protein binding.
CACUGAGAAAUAAGGGGCAAGUGUUUGAAUAAAGCUUCAAUGGCUACUGGAGAAGACUCAGGGUUAGUGCCGUGGAUUCGCAAGAAACUCGGUUUCAAGACCCCAGAGAGGAGAACUGUUCAGGAGCAGCUGGCCAGGGAUCUGUGGGAGGCUGUAGUCAAUAAGGAUGUCAGCAAAGUGAGGUCUGUUUUGAAACAGGGGGCCAACCCCAAUCACCAGCUCUACUGGAAUGAGGAGUGGUGUGAUGUGUUUAAGAAGAAUAAACGCCCUCCAGUACACCGAGCAUGCCUGGAGGGCUACCUGGAGAUCACUAGAGCACUCGUUAGUGGUGGAGCUGAUAUUGAGAAAGGUGAUGGACGAUGGGGCGAGACUGCAUUUCACGGGGCGUGUAGGAGAGGACAUAUGGAGACUGUGGUGUAUUUAUCACAAGAGAUGAAAUGUCGUAUUGAUGUGAGGAACAAGUGGAACCAAACACCACUGCACUAUGCUUGUGCGGGAGGAAGUAUACAAGUAGUGCAAUACAUUGUGGAGGUACUCAAGGUUGAUGUUGAUGUGACUGAUGAUUGGGGCAGGACUCCUCUUGACGAGGCAGUAGAGUGGAGGUGCACUGAAGUUAUUGAUUAUCUCAAAUCUCUACAACCCUCCACUCCUAAAGCAGAUACUCCAAAUGGUUCCGAACAACUUCUUUCUAAUUCAAUUGUUGACAAGACCUCAUCAAUGACCUCUGACCCUCUGUCUGGUCAACAGACACCCAGUGCUGGCGAUGAACAACCAGAAACAACUGAUACUCAAAAUGAUUCCAUACAACUUUCAACGGAUGACCAAACCUUGUCAAGCACUCCAUUGACUGAGGAAGACUCUGAUGCUCUAGAAAAGCUGCUCCUAGACAACAAAAUCUCUUUGACUGGUGAAAGGACAUAUGAGACAGUAGUUCACCACCUUCGUGAGCUCGGACAUAUGGAACUUGCAGCCAACCUGAGGGAAAACCUCGACAAAGUGAUUGGAGAGCAAAAGCGAUAUCUGAAGAAAUUGGAUGAUCUGAUGACUGACAAAGACACUAUCUCCAUGCAGUACCUCCGCCUCCUUCUUGUCGGGCCACCAUUCGUGGGGAAAACAACAACUCUUGGCCGUUUACUGAAAGAUAUCGAAAACAUUAGUUCUGCUGGAGACAAGGCAAAGCUACGCAGUACGCUACUCACCAAUUGCCACCAAGUGGUCGCCUACAUGAACAAAGAUGCCACAGAAUGGGUUUGUUCUAAAGACGUAGAAGAGGAAGCAAAGAUCCUCUUUGGCUACAUGUACAGUAGCAAGGUCGAUGAAGUUCCGAGUGCUCCAACUGAGAAAAAGACAAAAACUGUCCCCGAAAGCGAAAAGCACACAAGCAUACCCAAGCCACUUUCUCUUGAAAAGCCUCAGUCAAAGCCUCAAGAAGAAACACACUCUGAAAUACAAGAGAAUGCUCACCAACAAAACAGGCUCAUACCCAUCAAAGCUAGAUUACAAAAACUGAUAAAGAACGGAAACUACUCUGAAAUGGCCAAAUGUCUCGGCAACACCUUGCUAAACAUCAACGAUGUUGGAGGACAACCUGCCUUCCUAGAAAUGCUACCAGCCCUAUGUAAUGGUCCUGCCAUGUAUCUAGUGUUCUUGGAUUUAAGCAAGGAACUUGACGAACCCUACGAUAUUCCCUUCAGUCGUGACAACACAGUCAUUACUCCAUACAAAGCUGCUCACACAGUGGAAGCCACCGUCUCUCAAAUCCUCUCAGCAGUUGCAAGUAUCCAUCACGUCUCUCGAGAAGAUGCCAAGUACAAAACCACCUCCAAAUUGAGCGAGACGUUUGAAAAGUUCCAACAAGUUCGUCCGGUAGCAGCUUUGAUUGGUACUCACGUGGACAAGCUGGAGAAUCCGAAAGAGAAAAUCAAGCAGGUCAACGAUGCUCUAAAAGCAACUACUCAAAAGUUUGCCGAGAUCCUUGUAUCACCUCCGCCAGAUUCUGAAUCUUCCUUUUUUGCCGUGGACAACUUUGCUGGAACUGAACAGUCUGACAUUGCCCCGAUUCGUGAUUUUCUGAGCGAUGUUUUCGCGUCUCAUUUCAAGGAUGCAUCCCUGCCCAUCAAACCAAAAUGGCUCCUACUGGGCACACUACUGCGGAUGGAGUACUCAAUUGUGUCGAUGGAAGACUGUCUGGAAAUAGGGAGAUUGUUGGAAAUGGAUGAAGAAGAUACCAAAUUCUGUCUUUGGUAUCUACAGAAGAUUGGAUCCAUACUCCAUUACGAGAAUGUACCCAAUGAUAUCGAUGGCUGGCUAAGCAACCACAUGUUCUGCACCCCUGAAGUGAUCUUCACUAGCAUCAGCCAACUGAUCCUUGCUGCUUUACGCAUCCUCCAUUCUGAAGGCCACGUCACUGAAUUUGAGCGAGCGGAGUUGGUCAAGAUGGGGCAGUUUUCACUGAAGGCCAUUAUCAAGUACUGUAAUGGUCCUGAUGUUGCAAAGAUGCUCAAGAAAGGAGAGAUUAUCCCAGCCAAGCAUCUCAUCAUACUUCUGCAAUAUCUCAACCUUCUUUCUGAAAUCGUUCACAAAGAUGUCAAUGAUCCGAAGGUCACUCGAAUCACCUACCUCAUGCCAGCUAUUUUGGACUGUGCUUCACAAGACGAGCUAACCAACCCACCUCAACCAGAUACCAACAACCCAGAACCACUCUACAUCACAUUCAGCUUUGGUUACGUACCAACAGGAGUCUUCUGUGGGCUUAUCACUCGACUAGUUUCCCAAGGCCCUCAUGGAAUUCUCGGAUUGACGUGGGAAUUGGUGGAAGAUGGCGUCAAACGAAAUUGUGUAUCGUUUUCUGUCGAUGAUGUUCAUACGGUUACACUACUCUCCCACGAAAAGAGCUACGAAAUUCGAAUCUCUCGAGACGACCCUGAUACCUCUCUUCAUGACAUCUGUGGAUAUGUGCUGUCAGCAAUCCUCUACACUCUCAAGUGCCUGUUCCAGCAUCUGGUGAUGCAUAUUGCAUUCCAAUGUCCCUGUUCCAAGGAUUGUACUGAACGCAGCGUCAACCAUCUGUGUGCUCUCUCUAGCAAAUCACGAAUCAGGUUUAUCUGUGAGGCCUCCAAGAAAGCAGUUAGUCUCAAAUCAGAACAACAAGUAUGGCUGGGAAAACACGUGUGUCUAGGAAGCACGACGGAACUAGAGGUGCUAAAGUUUGCUGAAUAUGGUUUCUCCUUCCACUGGAGCAAAGAGGGCUCCAGACGUCAGAUCAAGACAACUGAUGAUCAGCCCAACACUGUGAGCUUCCCAUGCGUGAGAGAGGAGGACUUCGGUCACUACCAGUGUGAGGUGAAGAAUGCAGCUGCUGGGAAAGUGCUCCUCACUCUCUACACAGCUCUCUACAAAGAGGAUACAAAUCCUCUAGCCUCAGGACAGCGCAAAAGGUCAUUGCCAUCAGACAAAAAAGUUGAAACUCUGCCAAAGCGUCCAAAGAAUGAUGUCACUGUACAAGGUAAUGCAGUGACUCCACUAGCCACUCCACACACAACCACUCAGUCAGUUCAACAACGUGAGACGACAGCGACUGCAGCUCAGUUGAGUCAAGAGUGCUCGAAUGAAGCUCUUCUCCAGUUGUCUACCGAGAUAGCUGGCUAUGACAAAUACAAGCUCAGGCUGGGCCUCAGUGAUGCUGAGAUUGAGAAUAUCGAUCAAACCAUUGAUAAUAAUAUACCAGGGAGAUUUCACGCUGCUCUAAAGAAGUGGAAGAGUAAAAGCAUCAAUUUCGAUAAUCCAUCGAAAUCGUCAGCUACUUACGGUCGAUUAGUGGAAAUUGCCUCAGAGAUUGAGGACGGAGAGGCAGUUCGCAGCAUUCACAAGGCCUGUGUCAAGGAUACACUUCAGCCACAUGAGACGAUAGUGACAGCGACUGCAGCUCAGUUGAGUCAAGAGUGCUCGGAUGAAGCUCUUCUCCAGUUGUCUACCGAGAUUGCUGGCUAUGACAGAUACAAGCACAGGCUGGGCCUCAGUGAUGCUGACAUUGGUGCUAUUGAUCUGACAAUUGUUGGUAUUCCAGGGAAAUUCCUCGCUGCUCUAAAGAAGUGGAAGAGUAAAAAUAUUCUCCAAUUCAAUCCAUUGAAUUCAACAGCUACUUACGGUCGAUUAGUGGAAAUUGCUGCAAAGAUUGAGGACGGAGAGGCAGUUCGCAGCAUUCACAAGGCCUGUGUCAAGGAUACAUGACUGGAGGUCAUGGAUCAGUCAACACCAUCAGACACUACCAACACUAUAGAACCAUAAGCACAUUUGCACAUUAUUUUGUUUUGUUUGACGCUUAUUGUGGUAAUGAAUGAAGUGGCAUGAGUUUUUUUUACUGACAAUGUUCUUGGUAUGGAUCCUUCAACUUGGGAACAAAUAUUAGCCAGUAAUCCGGUAAAGAUCACUGCAGUAAUGAAUUUAUAAAUUUGCACACAUGGCCUACUGAGCUAUAUAAUUUAUAUAGCUACCGUACCGUAGACUAGACUCUGCUAUAGACUAGACUAAGAGCUUCACAGCUAGGCAGCAUUAAAACAGUAUAUAGCUCAGUAUAUAGAUCCCAGUUGCUAACAGAGAUGGCUCCAUGCACACGAGGCUACAAGCAGUGAAGAGAGAGAGCUAGCCAGAGAGUGACUGUCUCAAGGCAUCCUGACUAAGUGCUGCUGCUGGUGGAUAUGGUGGCUAGUCUGCAGAGGGAGCUGGACAAUGCAAGGGAGGAUUGUCAGCAGAGGAGCAUCCUAGCAAAACUGACCAAACAGUAGAAAUUCCAAAACUGUUUCUGACUGGAGCUGAUCCAAAUAAUUCGCGAUAGUUUCAAAAAUGCAAGCAAAGAUUGGUUUGAUUUAGGAUUGGCUCUCGGAGUGAAUAUUACUGACUUGAAAGACAUUGAAGACCAACACGCUAGUAACAACGACGCCUAACAGAGAUGGUGGGCAAGCGUCUUGAAGUCACUAAUCCAGAGCAUCCGAUGACAUGGCCUUACAUAUGUGAAUGUCUAAGGAGUCCUACUGUUGAGCGUAACGAUGUAGCCGAGGAAAUUGAAGACAAGUAUGUGAGGACAGCAACUGCAGUUGCUCAUAGUGCCACUAAUUGAUCAUGAGAACCUGACAAGCUUGAAGGGGACGAAUAAAGUAAAGAAGCAUAAAGAAGCAUACAUGCAAGAAUUAAGUAAAGAACUGACUGACUCUGUGCUAACGAUGUCGUCUAUAAUUAUAGCCAUUAUUAUAAAGUAUGAGUACUGUGACAUGUUCAAGCAUUGUUCCUUUGUUCCUUGUAAGGGAUCAGCAUCUUAUUCUUAUAGAAUAAUUAUUUAUAAUUGA